This is a messenger RNA of Varroa destructor (honeybee mite), 1571 nucleotides long. RefSeq lists its product as uncharacterized. The record is from RefSeq and is a predicted model, not a curated record. NCBI's taxonomy places the organism in Eukaryota, Metazoa, Arthropoda, Arachnida, Mesostigmata, Varroidae.
AUAAACGCACAAUUUAUCACGUUUAGGUGUUACGAGAUUUCCAUCACUACGAGGUGGUACCGAUAUUAGUCUAGGCCGCAACGUUUUCAACCACGUGAAGGUUCUCUGUAGCCCCUUAUAGAAUGUGUGCUCAACACUGCAACGCUCGUGUCCUUUCUGUGUUCGUUAGUAGCAUUGAGUUCCAGUUAACUGGAAGUGCUGUGACCGUGAAAUCUUCUCACUACCGACGUAAUGUACCCGUAUGGCUCUAACCCAUGUGCCAUUAUCUAGCCAAAACGAAUAUGAGAUGUUGGUCUGAGCUACUGACCUUUCACGCGAUGUUUCUCCGAGAGUUGCCAGACGAAUUAAACCCGGGUCGAAUACCGCUAAAGCCGUUGGGUCGUGCAGCCCGCUUUAUCACACCCUGCGACGCAUGUGGAGACUUUAGUCCGAAAAGACUUGUCUCACUAUGCGGUCAUAUAUUCUGUUACGGUUGUUGCGUGACACGGGAAACACCAGAAGGCCUACAGCUUCGGUGUGUCAUAUGUAACGAGAAGUCCAUGGGAGAUCGGGGCGAGCUUACAGAAGCCUUUUUGAAAAGUUUAAGGCUAGCCUGUAUCUGUGGUCACGAAGGAAGCCUUGUAGAAAUCAAAGAACACUUGUGGAACGACGAAGGCGUUAACCACAAAUUUCGUGAUGACCUCCAUACUGACCAGGCUGGUUCGAAGUCAAGCCAUGAACAGGUGAAGGAGCAGUAUAGUCCAAAAGAACCUGACAUGGUGCUCGACAAGCCAAAAGCAUAUUUCUGCGUAGAGCUGAGGACGAAAAUUGAGGAGCACAAACGAACAGGAACUAUUCAGACGGCACCGGGAGUCAUGUGGAUGGCCGCUGGAUAUCCUGUUAGGUUCGUAUGUCAAAUCGGAGCAUUCAGUGGACGAAUCUUUUUAGGGGUAUUUAUUCAAAUGCUCAACGACCAACCUUCAUUCAAUACGUGGCCAAUGAAAAAACGAAUUAUCAUAGAGCUGUACAACCUUAAAGGAGAAACAGUUAAAACGCAUCGCAUUGCGACGUUUGCUAACGGCAAGCCAGUAAACGAAGAAUUUACAAUCGCUUGUAACCCAAACGUUGGUUAUGGGAAACCAAAAUUUUACAGCAUCGACGACCUUCUUUCAAAAGAAAUUGAUAUUCUUUGUAAGGGAACAGCUUGCUUUUCAGUCGAAUUUCAGGAAUUGCCCGAAUAAGUCAUUAGUUGUCACGCGUUUCCUGUUGAGUCAUGCGCCCGACCAUAUGAUACCUUUUGUAUAGAGGAUCCAAAUUAUACCUUGCUCUCUGAGGCUUUUACUAUGUCAUAGGGAUAAUGCAAGCCAUUGUAUCAAAUACGUGGGAAAAUACCCCUAUACGCACCCUUAAAGCAUGCAGAGAUAAAUAUGUAUACCUAAUUUUGCAACGUACUGUCUUAGCAGUUCAUAGACGCAGGGAUAAAUACAUCUGGAACGAAAUCAUGGAACUACGAUCUCCAACGCAACUUUUUCUGGCCUAUCGGUCAGCAAACUUCUAUUUUUAGAUCUCAUCAUACUAAAAGUGAACCUGGU